AUGGUAUGUCUCCUGCAGGUUGACCUGCUGGCACACAGGUGGCGCUACCCCACUGUCACCAUCCACGGCAUAGAGGGGGCCUUCUCGGACCCUGGCACAAAGACUGUCAUCCCGGCUAAAGUUACUGCUAAGUUCUCCAUCAGACAAGUCCCAGACAUGGACCCUGCUAUGGUGAAAAAACAGGUAACAGACUACCUUCACUCAGUGUUUGCCAAGAGGAAGAGUCUCAAUAAGCUGAAGGUCACCAUGGUGAUCGGGGCCAAGCCCUGGCUGGCUGACACUCAGCAUCCUCUCUAUGAGGCGGGGAAGAUUGCUAUCAAGAGAGUUUUUGACAUGGAUGCUGACCUGAUACGAGAAGGGGGGACCAUCCCCAUCGCCAGGACGUUCCAGGACGUUUUGGGGAAAAGCAUCAUCAUGAUGCCCAUCGGAGGCUUCGAUGAUGGGAUGCACUCCCAGAAUGAGAAAAUGAGCAGGUACAACUACAUUGAAGGAACCAAGUUAUUCAUCUCCUACUUGAAUGAAGUAUCCCAGAUUCAGAAGACCAGUGUGUGAUGCUUCAUUGAAUUAAAAGCCUCCUAAUACAUUCCAGCUAACCAUGAAUCCACCUCCCUGACACAAGCCUGGGUUUAUGUGCCAACGCACCCUUUAUAUUUCUAUCAUGCAUUUGUCUGUGUGUUGCCAAACUCUUAUUUAUCUCCAUCUAUCUAUGUAUCUAUGUAUCUAUCUAUCUAUCUAUCUAUCUGUCUGUCUGUCUCUCUGUC
Messenger RNA from Notothenia coriiceps (black rockcod), 761 nucleotides. RefSeq names its product cytosolic non-specific dipeptidase-like. Gene Ontology annotation, biological process: proteolysis. The coding region runs from base 1 to 552 and encodes 183 amino acids. Lineage: Eukaryota; Metazoa; Chordata; Actinopteri; Perciformes; Nototheniidae. Gene Ontology annotation, cellular component: cytosol. The transcript is spliced from 4 exons. The record is from RefSeq and is a predicted model, not a curated record. Gene Ontology annotation, molecular function: dipeptidase activity.